This is a messenger RNA of Astyanax mexicanus (Mexican tetra), 2820 nucleotides long. RefSeq names its product debranching RNA lariats 1 (gene dbr1). Lineage: Eukaryota; Metazoa; Chordata; Actinopteri; Characiformes; Acestrorhamphidae. The coding region runs from base 240 to 1952 and encodes 570 amino acids. Gene Ontology annotation, cellular component: nucleus. The transcript is spliced from 9 exons. Gene Ontology annotation, biological process: mRNA splicing, via spliceosome. Gene Ontology annotation, molecular function: RNA lariat debranching enzyme activity. The record is from RefSeq and is a predicted model, not a curated record.
CAUGUAAAGUACAGCGAGUGCGCAUGCGUGGCCGGUGAAUAAUGGAGGGUAAGUUGGAUCACUGAGAGGGAAAUAUUGUUAAAGCAGCGGUUUAACGACUAAAAUACAGGUUCACUGGUCUGGAUAUGCACGACUCAGAGUUCCUGGAUUUAAUAAGACUCUGUCUGAAGAAGCACUUUUUCCUGUGUUAGCAAUAUUUAUUUUUUUAAAACAAAAUCUGGACUUUAACAUCUACGGAUAUGAAAAUAGCUGUUGAAGGCUGCUGCCAUGGCGAACUGGACAAGAUAUACGAGACCAUCAGCCACCUGGAGCGCAAGGAAGGCCUCAAGGUGGACCUGCUGCUGUGCUGUGGGGACUUCCAGGCUGUGCGGAAUGAGGGGGACAUGAAGUGUAUGGCCGUGCCGACCAAGUACAGGCAGAUGCAAACUUUUUACAAGUAUUAUUCUGGAGAGAAGAAAGCACCUGUCCUGACUAUCUUCAUCGGGGGAAACCAUGAAGCUUCAAACCAUUUACAGGAGCUUCCCUAUGGAGGGUGGGUCGCCCCCAAUAUUUACUAUUUGGGUUAUGCUGGUGUUGUUCGCUACAAAGGAAUACGGAUUGGUGGUCUUUCUGGAAUUUUCAAAUCCCAUGAUUACAGAAAAGGACACUUUGAGUUUCCACCUUACAACCAAGAGACCCUGCGCAGUGUCUACCACAUCAGGAACAGUGAUGUUUUUAAGCUCAAACAGAUCCAGAUGCCCAUGGACGUGUUCAUGACGCACGACUGGCCACGGGGCAUCUACCACUAUGGCAGCACAGAGGCGCUGCUGCGGAAGAAGCGGUUCUUGCGUGAGGAAGUAAACUCCGGAACGCUGGGCAGUCCAGCCGCCGCAGAGCUGCUCCACCACCUGCAGCCCAGCUAUUGGUUCUCUGCACAUCUGCACGUCAAAUUCGCUGCCCUGAUGCAGCACGAGGCCAAAGGAAACGCUACUCCUAAAACCACCAAGUUCCUUUCUCUUGAUAAAUGUCUUCCCUAUAGAGACUUUCUUCAGAUAGUGGAGGUGCCAGAAAGACCCGGCUCCUCUGAUCAACUGGAAUAUGACCCAGAGUGGCUGGCCAUCCUAAAGGCUACAAAUGAUCUUCAGAAGCCCUCACCCAGGAUGUGGUAUCCCCCGGAGAAUAACGGCCUUCACCCACGGUGGGACUUCCGUGCUUCAGAGGAGGCAAUGAUGGAGGUGGUGAGCGACCUGAAUGGUGAGCUCAACAUCCCAGAGAAUUUCAGCCUGACUGUCCCCGCAUUUGACCCUGCUCACCCUCAGCCGCACAUACCCCCCGCCUACGCUACCAAUCCCCAGACCACCGAGCUCUGCGCCAACCUCGGCCUCACUGACAUCUACGCCCUGGUCGGCCAGGGUGGGCUGAGCCCUGCAGCACAGGAAGGAGGGGCCUCCGAAGACGAGGAUGACGAGGACAACCGAAGUACGGGUAGUGUGGAAGAGCCAAGCGAGUAUCCCACCGACUCCUCGGCACUGUCCAGCUCUUACAACCCUGACGAGAUCACCAUCGAGGAUGAGUGGGAAGAGGAAGGAGAAGGUGGUGACGAGAAAGGGUCGGACGCAGUGGUUCCUGAGGCUCCUGCUGGAAUUCAGGACAGCGACAGGGACAGCAGCCCCCUGCUGGAGGCCGCAGGCCGGCUUGUCCUACCUCCCCCUCGCGCUGAAUCGGAAACGGACGAGCCGCUGUCUUCCCCUCUGGCUCUCAGGCUUCCUCCACCGUCUCGAUCCUUAUCAUCCUCUUCUAUUGGGCUCUUGCAGACAAGUUCAGAGGAGGAGGGUGGUGCCCCCCUAGCCAGAGUGCCCAAGCGCUGCAGCGGCGAGACAAAAGGCACCCACAGUCCCACAUCUGGCACACCUAGAAUCAAGCGGCGCAACCAGAGCAUCUACACAGCCCCAGAAGACGAGGAGGAGAGCUAGCUGUGUCUGUUCUUAACCCCUCCCUCAGGACCUUCUAGCUGGUCCAUGUUUUACCUCUUUACACAGAUCUCAACACACCUAUACUGGGUAUAGAGUUUAUAAUGAAAAAGAUUUGUCCAAAAAUCUAUAACAGUGAGUUUCCCUCAACUUGAGAGCAGCUGAUCAGCCAAUACAUGUUUGAUGUAUGAAAUUUUGCUUCUUCAGUUGACCACUUGUCACUGCAAUGCUAAUGAAGUGAACAGAUAACAGAAUUUCUUCUAUUUAAUCACAGCUUUCACUUUAGCCUUUAGGAUUGAAGCUAUAAAGUAGUAGAACAUCUGCUCCCAUGGACCAUUGUUUUAAUCCUGAAACAGCAAGGCUAACAAGUAAUGACACCUCCAUUCUAGUGCCACAGGACUAAAGAAGCAAACGCCAUACAUCUAUCAUUUCUUGGCUAAUCAGUUCCACUCCGUUCAAAGAGAAAAUCUGUCUAUUCCAGUUUUUGCUGUGCAAUUGCUUUUGUGAUUUAUUUUAGAACCCCUGAGGACAGAUUUGAGAACUACCAAAUGUAAAUUACUUUAUUGACCAAAAUAAUUUCUUGAUCAUGUUUAUAUCAACUCUUGCAUAUGUGUUUGUUACAGACCCCAAUUUCAAACUUAUUAUUGUUUCCAUAUAAUUGACAUUUAUUGUACAUUAGUCCAGUUUUGGAAAAUGCCUUCCCACAUAUUUGUAUUUUCAGUCGAAGUUCAUAAACACUUAGUGUGCCACUUUAUGACAUCUGUUUUGGAUUGUUUUUAAUUUACGUUUUAUUUUCUUUUAUUUUCAUGGUGUCCAUUUGACAAAAUUAAUUUGUUUUCAGUGAUAUUAAAGAACCAGUCGCUAAACAACA